CAUAGGCGGUUAUUUUCAAAGAUACACCUGGCCACACCAAUUGGUGGAUUUUUGACAGGCCGAAAAAGUGUGUGUUUUUCCCAAACUUUAUUUUGCUUUCCUCUGCUGACCAGCCGCGGCCUAAAUUGGACAAUCAAAAUUGGGCGGCCAGUCGCCACCGACCGCCAAACCGACUGCCCACCCCCCCUCGAACCCUUAAAACGUCGCCAAGCGAGUGACGCACGUCGAUCUUGCCGGGGAACUUGACGGGAAUCCAAUACCAGUCACGCGAACCCCUGCCAAAUAUUUGGGGAAUCUAGGGCCACUGGGUACACCUGGGAACACCCGGGUGCUCGGGUGCGUCCGCAUGUGGCGUUGGCGGCACUCCAGCUCGAGAUAGAAGCCAGCACCGAGGGGAAGUGCUUUGACAGCAGUUAGCGAACAUAAAACAAACGACGCUCGUGACCUCAUCGCUUGCACAACAACAAAAACAACACCGAAAAGCACAGGCGGACGCUAGACGCGUGCCUCCUCAGACCCAUUCCAAUUAACAUUUUCUAACACAAACCUCGAGCCUCAGCUCCUGGCAGGGCUUUCAAAGAACUCCCAUCGGCCGUAGUAGUUGGGGAGAACGCUGCCAACCAACAGGAAAACUUGCUCCUAGCUGGCGAGAGCUAGACUGCUGCAGACACCCAGUUGGAUCUUGGUUCUUGGUGCACAUGGUUCCUGCCGAUUCGGGGUAGCUGAAGCGCAAGGAUAUCUUCUGGACUUCCAGGAAAGCGAAAACUAGAGCCUUGGCACCCGAGAACUCCGGAAAGGAUCACUUUUGCAUGCCCACUGGGAGUGGAAGGUCUUAGCCAUGGAUGUGGAAAGGCGGCGUCGGGCGAAUACGCUGGAGAGCGAGAUGCGCGAUCCGACCAGCAUCUGCAACGUGGACUGCUUGCUGGACACGGUGUCGGCUUUGGUCCACGACUGCGACCAUGACUCCCUGCGGCGUCUCAAGAACAUCGAGCAGUAUGCCACCAAAUAUAAACCCCUCGCCCAGCGGAUCAACCAGCUGCGCAUGAAUGUGGAGGACUUCGACUUCAUCAAGCUGAUCGGCGCCGGGGCCUUCGGAGAGGUGCAGCUGGUGCGCCACAAGUCCUCCAGCCAGGUGUACGCCAUGAAGCGGCUCUCCAAGUUCGAGAUGAUGAAGCGCCCGGACUCCGCCUUCUUCUGGGAGGAGCGCCACAUCAUGGCACACGCCAACUCGGAGUGGAUCGUCCAGCUGCACUUUGCCUUCCAGGACCACAAAUACCUGUAUAUGGUGAUGGACUUUAUGCCCGGCGGCGACAUAGUGUCCCUGAUGGGCGACUACGAGAUACCAGAGAAGUGGGCAAUUUUCUACACGAUGGAAGUGGUCCUGGCCCUGGACACCAUCCACAACAUGGGCUUCGUGCACCGCGACGUCAAGCCGGACAACAUGCUCCUGGACAGAUACGGCCACCUGAAGCUGGCCGACUUCGGCACCUGCAUGCGGAUGGGCGCCAACGGACAGGUGGUGUCCAGCAAUGCCGUGGGCACGCCGGACUACAUCAGCCCCGAGGUGCUGCAGUCCCAGGGCGUGGACAACGAGUACGGACGCGAGUGCGACUGGUGGUCGGUGGGCAUCUUUCUGUAUGAGAUGCUCUUCGGCGAGACCCCGUUCUAUGCGGACUCUCUGGUGGGCACCUACGGAAAGAUCAUGGACCACAAGAACUCGCUGAGCUUCCCGCCCGAGGUGGAGAUAAGCGAGCAGGCCAAGUCCCUGAUCCGCGCAUUCCUGACAGAUAGGACGCAGCGGUUAGGUCGCUACGGCAUUGAGGACAUCAAGGCGCACCCGUUCUUCCGCAACGACACCUGGUCCUUCGACAACAUCCGCGAAAGUGUGCCGCCCGUGGUCCCGGAACUGUCGUCCGAUGAUGAUACCCGAAACUUUGAGGAUAUUGAGCGGGACGAGAAGCCGGAGGAGGUCUUCCCGGUGCCAAAGGGCUUCGACGGCAACCAUCUGCCCUUCAUCGGGUUCACCUACACCGGCGACUACCAGCUGCUCUCCAGCGAUACGGUAGAUGCGGAAUCGAAGGAAUCGAAUACUGCGAACAGCGGGACGGCGGGGAGUAACAACCACGGGCAUAGCCACAACCAUCGCCACCGCCCGUCGAACUCCAACGAGCUGAAGCGCUUGGAGGCUUUGCUGGAGCGGGAACGGGGCCGCGCGGAAGCUCUGGAGCAGCAGGACGCCGGACUGCGGCAGCAGAUCGACCUUAGCACCAAGCGAGAGGCGGAGCUGCAACGGAUUGCCGCCGAGUACGAGAAGGACUUGGCCCUGCGCCAGCACAACUACAAGGUGGCCAUGCAAAAGGUCGAGCAGGAGAUUGAGCUGCGCAAGAAGACAGAGGCGCUGCUGGUGGAGACGCAACGGAACCUGGAGAACGAGCAGAAGACGAGGGCACGCGACCUGAACAUCAAUGAGAAGGUCGUCUCCCUGGAAAAGCAGCUGACGGAGAUGGAACAGAGCUAUAAGGGCGAGACGGAGAACACGCAAAAGCUCAAGAAACAGAACGCCGAGCUGGGCUUCACGCUCAAGUCGCAGGAGGAGAAGGUGCGCGACAUGGUCGACAUGAUCGAAACGCUUCAGAAGCACAAGGAGGAACUGGGCCAGGAAAAUGCCGAGCUGCAGGCUCAGGUGGUGCAGGAGAAGAACCUGCGGUCGCACAUGAAGGAACUGCACAAGGAGGCCGAAAACAAGAUGCAGACGCUGUCCAAUGACAUUGAGCGCACGCUGAGCCGGGAACAGAAGGCCCAGGAGGACAAUCGGGCGCUGCUGGAGAAGAUCAGCGACUUGGAGAAGGCCCAAGCCAGCCUAGACUUCGAACUGAAGGCAGCCCAGGGACGCUACCAGCAGGAGGUGAAGGCCCACCAAGAGACAGAGAAGUCGCGCCUCGUCUCCCGCGAGGAAGCCAAUCUCCAGGUGGUCAAGGCCGUCCAGUCCAAGCUCAACGAGGAGAAGUCGGCCCGCAUCAAGGCCGACCAGCACUCGCAGGAGAAGGAACGACAGCUGAGUAUGCUGUCGGUGGACUACCGCCAGAUCCAGCUGCGUCUCCAGAAGCUCGAGGGCGAGUGCCGCCAGGAAUCAGAAAAGGUGGCCGCCCUCCAGUCCCAGCUGGACCAGGAGCACAGCAAACGGAACGCCCUGCUCUCAGAGCUCAGUCUGCAUAGCUCGGAGGUGGCUCACUUGCGUUCCCGCGAGAACCAGCUGCAAAAGGAGCUGGCUGCUCAGCGGGAGGCCAAGCGGCGGUUUGAGGAGGAUCUUGGCCAGCUAAAGAGCACCCACCACGAGGCGCUGGCCAACAACAGGGAGCUGCAGGCCCAACUGGAGGCAGAGCAGUGCUUCUCGCGCCUCUACAAGACCCAGGCCAACGAAAACCGCGAGGAGAGCGCCGAGCGGCUGGCGAAGAUCGAGGACCUCGAGGAGGAGCGCGUAUCGCUCAAGCACCAAGUCCAAGUGGCCGUUGCUCGCGCCGAUUCUGAAGCCCUGGCCCGGUCGAUUGCCGAGGAGACGGUGGCUGACCUGGAGAAGGAGAAGACGAUCAAGGAGCUGGAGCUGAAGGACUUUGUGAUGAAGCACCGCAACGAGAUCAACUCCAAGGAGGCGUCCCUGGUCACGCUCAAGGAGGCAGAGGCGGAGCUGCACAAGAAGCUCAGCCAGAAGAGCGCCGAGUGCGAGGACCUGGUCCAGCAGCACAAGAAGCAGCAGGAGGAGCUGUCCCAGCUGUGCGGCAGCAAGGACGAGGAGAUCGCCAAGCUGAUGGAGAAGUGCAAGAACGAGGUGCUGCUCAAGCAGGUGGCAGUCAACAAGCUGGCGGAGGUGAUGAACCGCCGGGAUUCCGACCAGCCCAAACAAAAGAACAAGGCCCGUUCCACCGCCGAGCUACGCAAGAAGGAAAAGGAGAUGCGCCGGCUACAGCAGGAGCUCUCGCAGGAGCGCGAUAAGUUCAACCAGCUGCUGCUGAAGCACCAGGACCUGCAGCAGGUGUACGCCGAGGAGCAGCAGCUGAAGCAGAAGAUGAUCAUGGAGAUCGACUGCAAGGCCACAGAAAUCGAGAACCUGCAGAGCAAGCUGAACGAGACGGCGUCGCUCUCCUCCGCAGACAACGAUCCCGAGGAUAGCCAGCACUCCUCUCUGCUCUCCCUCACACAGGACUCGGUCUUCGAGGGAUGGCUGAGCGUGCCCAACAAGCAGAACCGGAGGCGCGGCCACGGCUGGAAGCGCCAGUACGUCAUCGUCUCCUCGCGGAAGAUAAUAUUCUACAACUCGGACAUCGACAAGCACAACACCACGGACGCCGUGCUCAUCCUGGACCUCAGCAAAGUGUACCACGUACGCAGUGUCACCCAGGGCGAUGUCAUACGCGCCGACGCCAAAGAGAUCCCGCGCAUCUUCCAGCUGCUCUACGCCGGCGAGGGCGCCUCCCAUCGCCCCGAUGAGCAAAGCCAGCUGGAUGUGAGCGUGCUGCACGGCAACAGUAAUGAAGAACGCCCCGGCACCAUAGUCCACAAGGGUCACGAGUUCGUCCAUAUCACCUACCACAUGCCCACGGCCUGCGAGGUGUGCCCGAAGCCGUUGUGGCACAUGUUCAAGCCGCCGGCGGCUUACGAAUGCAAGAGAUGCCGCAACAAGAUCCACAAGGAGCAUGUGGACAAGACAGACCCGCUCGCGCCCUGCAAGCUGAACCACGAUCCGCGCAGUGCCCGGGAUAUGCUGCUGCUGGCCGCAACGCCCGAGGAGCAGUCCCUGUGGGUGGCCCGCCUGCUGAAGCGUAUCCAAAAGAGUGGAUACAAGGCCAACUCGUCGAACAACAACAGCACUGACGGCAGCAAGAUUUCGCCCAGGUAAAGCACGCUCCAGGGAUUCCAGGACUCAAGUCUGAACGUUGCAGCAGUCGGAGUUUCCAAUGCGCUUUCCGUUACUAACCGACUGACCCCCAAACUGACCCCGAAGUUGUGGCUUUCGUAUUGUAUUGUUUCUAAUCCCGAUUGGUAUUUGUCUCUUUUUUCUGUAUCUCUUCCUACAUCUCGCUGCUAACCUCAUCCAAUCAUCGCCAUCAUUCCGACCAUCUCUCUAUCAUCCUCAUCCAUUCGCAAACCAUCCCAAUUGGCAGCCAAUCGACGCGAUCGUCCUACAAGCCGUAUGCUGUUAAUGUGCAACGCUCCGCCACGCUGCCAGCCAACUCGUCGCUAAAAUGAGCUCCUUGCCGAGCACGCCACGCCACGCCACGCCAGCCGAUGCCAGAUUCCAGAUCCUAGAUCCCAGAGUCUCAGCGAGUCUCCUGCAACGCAACAGCAACAGUAACAGCAAAAGCAAUUCAACUCAAGCAUAUGAAAUUAACGCUCUAAACCAACACAUGCUACAGUAAACUAAAAUAUUUUUUGAGUAAUUUACACGGAACCCUAACCAACCUCGAACUCAAACUCAAACUCAAACUUAAACUUAAUCUAAAACUAAACCAGAACUACAACUACAACUACAACUAAAACCCAACUAAACAGUACUUGUCUAACCAAUUCCCUAACAACAGAAACCGAUUGAUGAGAGAAGGCAACAACCUAUAGCGAGUUCGCUGAAAACCAAGAGCCAUAAGCCAUGAGUUUGUCCCCUAGGCGUACUAUAUAUAUUCUAAAUAUAAAUAUAAGUACAAAGAUGGCUUGCACAACGAUCAGAUAGAGCUGUACUUAGCUGUAAGUUCAAAGUUCAAGCCAAGUCGAAAUCGAAAGAAAGAAACGAAAAUCUUGAUGCCUUUGUAAGAACGUGUAUGUGAGUUUUUUUUUUAUACAUUUUAUAUACAUUAAUAUGCAUAUUUGUUGUUGUUGUGUAGCGAAUACGAUUGGCCAAACAUACAUAUUGUUCUUAGAUGUAGGAAACAAACAAGAAAUGUGAACAGAGAGCAUAUACAAUAUAUUCGUAGACAUAUAUAAAGUGACACACUUCCUCCAAGAGCAUAUCCUUUAAGCGAAGCCUCAUGCGAAGCCAGAAGAAUCGAGCAAUCGAGCAACCAACAAACUAGCGCUAAGUUAAAGCCACUUUACAAAGCUUUAACUUGUAUUCCAUUUAAUGAACACUCUUUUUUUUUACAAGAAGCAUACAACUAAACCGUAGGACUUAAGGCAUAGACACGACACGAAGCGAAUAUCAAUCAGAUACUUAACAAGCAAAUAAACAAAUGUACACUGUCCGGGUUUUCAUUUCGAUUAUAGAUUGAAAGCUGAAUUAUAGAGGUUUCCUUCCCAGAGAAGAGACCUUCCCAAGAAGUCCUUGUUCGUGUCAGGACGACUUACGUCGAUAGAACUAAUUCGCCAGGGACCGGAAGGGCAGAAAUAUUCACCGAAAUGAGAGUAACUAUAGUUAAACGUAAACUAAAACGAUAGAGGAUGAACUACACAAGAAGGAGAAUGAAGCACAGAGAGUUGAGUGUGUAAAAGGCUACGUCUAAGUAUUAAAUAUCCAAUAUGUUCUAGUUGUAAGCUAAACAAGUUAUUUAUUCGUAUCUAUGGUUGAUGGCAGCGAGCAGCGAGCAGCGAGCAGCGUAGCACUCUUCCACUUGUAUGAUUUCUAUAUAUUCCAUUCGAUUUGAUUUCCAUCCCGUUCGAGUCCUUAGUUUCUUUUUACACACAUUCAGAGUGAGAGGCCAGCGAAUUGCAUUUAAAAAGAUUACGAUUUCGGCGAUGAGGUCGGCGAACCGAUGUCCGAUCGAUCAUCGAUUGCGCUCCAAAGUUCUGAGCUUGAUUUUAGAUUCUUGAAAACGAAGCUGCUUUCUUUUUACACAAUUUGUAUUUUAUUUGUACUAUUAUUUUAUAUUUUUAUGAUAAUCAUUCGUAUUACGUUUAUGUUUAAUUCUAAACUCCUAGUUUAACUGCGCGCCUGCAAUUGCAUUCUUGUCCUCGAAUCGUAUCGACCGGCAACCCCAAUGGAAUUGCAAGCGUCAAGCAAAUAAAGUAAUGUGUAUAAAAUCAGCA
Molecule: messenger RNA, 7011 nt
Organism: Drosophila ananassae
Lineage: Eukaryota; Metazoa; Arthropoda; Insecta; Diptera; Drosophilidae
Product: rho-associated protein kinase 1
Exons: 12
Coding region: 839-4894 (1351 amino acids)
Biological process (GO): actomyosin structure organization; cortical actin cytoskeleton organization; peptidyl-threonine phosphorylation
Cellular component (GO): cytoplasm; cytoskeleton
Molecular function (GO): ATP binding; small GTPase binding; Rho-dependent protein serine/threonine kinase activity
Source: RefSeq, a predicted model, not a curated record